Messenger RNA from Aspergillus melleus, 999 nucleotides. RefSeq names its product YeeE/YedE family protein. The coding region runs from base 1 to 999 and encodes 332 amino acids. Gene Ontology annotation, cellular component: plasma membrane. The transcript is spliced from 2 exons. The record is from RefSeq and is a predicted model, not a curated record. NCBI's taxonomy places the organism in Eukaryota, Fungi, Ascomycota, Eurotiomycetes, Eurotiales, Aspergillaceae.
AUGUUUACCCCCGUCCACACCUCCUUGGGGGCUUUGUUGCUCUUUCAAGGGUCAACCGGUCUCCUGCUCCAUAACGGUGCCGUUUUUGGCAUCUCCUCUCUACUGGCCGGCUGCGUUUUCAAUCCGAGUCGCGACAAUGUGCCGAUUAUCGCUGGCCUGGUGUCCAGCGUGGCGCCUGUUCUGGUCUUGAUUCCUUCAUUGAUCCCGUCAUAUCCACCGGUACCGAGCUCGUGGGCCUCGUUGGCAUCCACGCUAGGAAUUGGCUUUCUGCUGGGAUGGGGGACGAAGAAUGGGAGGGGUUGCACGUCGGGCCACAUGCUGUGUGGUGUGUCUCGUCUGUCGCCGCGUUCCGUUAUAGCAACCGCCAUUUUUUUCACCACCGCACUACUCACUGCCAACCUGACCUCUGGAGGCCAGAAUAUUCCCCCUUGCGCCGACGGAAUGCCAUGCUACAUGCCCGUAUACCCCUCGACUGCGGAGUUCGUCUUCAUGGCUAGCACAGCCAGCCUCUCGUUCAUCGCCAACGCGUUCGUCGUGCCCAAACUUUUCAAUCGAUCAGAAUCAGCCAAGUCAGUGUUCGGUUACUUGGCCGGUCUGCAGUUCGGCAUGGGACUGUUCUUCUCGGGAAUGGCCGAUCCAGCCAAGGUACUGCGCUUCUUCGCUUUCCUCACGGAUUUCUCUCGAUUUGACCCUUCAUUGGCUCUCGUCAUUCUUUUCGGGAUCGGUCCGUCCGCCGUAGCUUACCGGUCCGCCAAACCGGGCCAGAAGGUAGAUCAACACACAAAUAAAAUAGCCAAUCCUACCUUGGCGGAAAGUUGGCGCCUUCCCACCGCCACCGUUGCGGAUAUUGACUGGCGCUUUGUGACGGGGGCGGUGGCGUUUGGUGUUGCCUGGGGACUACGAGGGGUGUGUCCGGGGCCGGCAGUCUUGCGUGCAACGCUGCAGCCGAUCUGGGGCCUUGCCCAGAUGACGGGGUAUAUGCUAGGAAAUAUGGUAUAG